GAAAUCACAUGGAUUUGUUUUGAAUUGUUUCUUUUAAUUUUUAUUUUAUUAUCUAAUAUCUAUUCUCGAUAUUUUUAAGUACAGAAUGCAAAAUGACUCGAUUAAUAGUUAAAAAUUUACCCAACAAGGUUACAGUAGAAAAACUCAAAGAAUUAUUUGGCGAAAAGGGUGAAGUAACCGACGUACAACUAAAAUAUACAAAAGAUGGCAAAUUUAGAAAUUUUGGCUUCGUGGGUUAUCGGACAGAAGAGCAAGCCGAUGCGGCGAGAGAACAUUUUAAUGAAACCUUUAUCAAUAGCAUGAAGAUAUCCGUUGAAAGUUGUGCAAAUUUAGGUGACGAAAAGAAACCAAGAGCGUGGAGCAAAUAUGCCAGUGACAGUACUGCAUAUAAAAAAAUACACAAGGAAGAAAUUGAAGUCACUGAUAAACCCAAAAAGAAGUUAAGCAAAGCUGAAAAAAAUAACAACAAAAUCAAGGAAUUGCUUAAAAAGCACAAAGAUGACCCUUUAUUUGCUGAGUUUAUUGAGGCACAUGUCAAUGAUAAAACGGCUUGGAUCAAGGAAACAUUAACUGAAUUAAGUCAGAACAAUGAUGACAGUGGAGUUGAAGAUGAAACAGCUGACAACAAAAGUGAAGAAAAAGCAGAUGAAAAAAAAGUGUCCGAGGAUAAACAAGAUGCACCACUAAAAGAAAAUAAAGCAGCCAAUGCACAAAUAAGUGAUUUAGAUUAUAUGAAAGUGUUAAUGAAAAAAGUUGAUGGUUUUAAAGAGGAUGUAGUUACUGAAGUUGCUCCAGCAGAGCCAAAGAAAAUAAGAAAUAGGCCAUUAUUCUAUGUAAAAAUAAAUGGAUUGCCUUUUAAAUGUAAAAAGAAGGACAUUAAAGAGUUCUUCAAACCUCUAGUACCAUACUCAAUUAGGUUGCCUCUGGGCAAAGGAAAAAAGCUUGCAGGUUUCUGCUAUGUUGGAUUCAGAACAGAAAAAGAACUUAAAAAAGCACUUAAUAAAGAUAAAUUGUUUUUGGGAAGUCACAGGGUACAUGUUCAUCAAUAUGAAGAUAAAGCAAAAAAGGCUGCUGAAGAGGAAGAACAAGAAAAUAUUAAGAAAAGGAAAGAGAAAGAAUUUAAUGGAGAAAGUAUUGGUGAAAGUGGUAGCAUAUUUGUCCGUAAUUUACCAUAUGUUGUUUCUGAAGAUGAAUUGACAAAAUUGUUUGAAAAAUUUGGUCCACUAGCAGACGUUAACAUGCCAAUAGAUCCCAUACUCCGUCAGCCGAAAGGGUUUGCAACGGUCACAUUUGUCAUGCCAGAGCAUGCGGUUAAGGCUUACACCACGUUGGAUGGUACAGCGUUCUGCGGCAGAAUGCUGCACCUCUUGCCCGCAAAAACGGAACGGCUUGACAAUGAUGAUGAUGAUGCUGGCCUCUCAUUCAAGGAGAAGAAGGCGAAAAAACUAAAGGACCAAGCAAGAUCGUCACACAAUUGGAACACGCUCUUCUUGGGUGCUAAUGCAGUCGCUGACGUUGUGGCAGCGAAUUAUAAUACGACAAAGGAACAGUUAUUGAAUGAGAACAGCAAAAGUACCAGUGCUGCUGUGAGACUUGCACUCGGUGAAACACAACUCGUAGCUGAAACUAAAUCUUUCUUAGAGUCCAAUGGAGUAUAUUUGGAUGCUUUUAAUAGACCCAGUAAAAAAAGAUCGAAGACUUGUAUUCUCGUAAAAAAUUUACCAGCUGGCACUGAUAAGGAAGAAAUUAGGACACUAUUUGCGAAACACGGUCAAAUUGCAAGGUUCUUAAUGCCAAAACACGGAGUGACAGCGUUAGUAGAUUUCAUCGAACCAUUCGAAGCAAAAAAGGCAUUUAUCAAACUUGCAUAUUCACAAUUUAAAUCGGCACCAUUAUAUCUUGAAUGGGCACCAGAAAAUGUAUUUGAAAAAUCAGCUAAGCUAACAGAUAAUGCAAAAACAGAUAUUAGUGAAGUUACUACUAAAGAAGAAGAAGUGAAAGGUAGUAAUUUAAGUAAAAAUGAAGUUAAAGAGCCUUCUAAAGAAACAAAGGAGGACGCUAAAGAAGAUGAUGUAGAACAAGAAGAACCAGAAAAUGAUACAACACUAUUUGUAAAGAACCUUAACUUUAAAACAACAGAGGAAUCCUUGAAAAAACAUUUCGCCAAUUGUGGUAAGUUACACAGUGCGACGAUAGCCAAAAAAAAGGAUCCCAAGAAUCCCGGCAAGUUCCUAUCCAUGGGAUAUGGAUUUGUACAGUUCUAUAGAAAAGAGCACGCAACCGAAGCGCUGAAAUCGCUACAAGGAUCAAUUUUGGAUGAAAAACAGUUGGAAAUGAAACGAUCGGAAAGAGGAAACACAACUGAGGUCAAAACAAAUAAAAAGAGUGUUAAGGAAACAACACAAAACGGCACAAAAAUUCUCGUUAGAAAUGUACCAUUCCAGGCAAAUAGAAAGGAAUUGCACGAAAUAUUUAGGGCGUUCGGAGAAAUCAAAACUCUGCGGCUUCCAAAGAAAUUCACUUCAGAGUCUGACCAACAUCGGGGUUUUGCGUUCAUAGACUAUUAUUCAAAAGCAGAUGCUAAGAAUGCCUUUGAAGCUUUGUGUCAAUCUACCCAUCUUUACGGUAGAAGGUUGGUACUGGAAUGGGCCGACCAAACUGACGAGAAUGAAGAUGUGUCUGCACUAAGAAAAAGAACCGCUGACGCAUUCAAUGCGAGAACACCGGGUGGCAAAAAAUCUAAAAAAGGAUCUAUUGAUGCUGAAGAAUUUGUUGAAAAUGAUGAUGUGAAAUAAAUAUAUGUGGAAGUUGAAUUUAUA
This is a messenger RNA of Colias croceus (clouded yellow), 2819 nucleotides long. RefSeq names its product probable RNA-binding protein 19. Bases 93 to 2795 code for a protein of 900 amino acids. Gene Ontology annotation, cellular component: cytoplasm; ribonucleoprotein complex; nucleus. The record is from RefSeq and is a predicted model, not a curated record. The transcript has 15 exons. Gene Ontology annotation, molecular function: mRNA binding. Lineage: Eukaryota; Metazoa; Arthropoda; Insecta; Lepidoptera; Pieridae.